CCACCUAACUGUUGUAGCUUGACGACACUGUUUCCCAAAUAUCCCUCCACGUUGCCGCAAUCUUCCCACCCCGCCCAUUAACUGGGAAUGGGAAGUUUUGGGAAUGACCUGCCGUGACCCCCCCACACCCCCCCAUCCACCGACUGAUGGACGUUAACCACAUCAACAUGCAGGGCGGUAAUUGUGAACCGGAGAGGCCCGCUCAUCCCCGGAUUUUCCCAACCUGCGAGGCCGGGAAGAGCGACCACCAGCCGGGGGAACGCAGCGUGGACUUCCCGGUGUCUGUGGUUCUUCCUGCAGGUGGCACCGGCGAGAGAACCGGACUGCAGACACCGAAACAGUUCUGCUCGUUUCUGGGUCGGCCGCUCAUAAGCUACACUGUCCAAGCUUUCGAGAGGGUGUCAUGGAUCCAGAGCAUUGUGGUUGUUGUUGCCAAAGAAAACGUAGACCUGAUGACGGACAUCAUCCAGCGCUUCCAGCACAGGAAGGUUCGAGUGGUACCAGGCGGCUCGACUCGUCACAGGUCGAUAUGUAACGGAGUCCUGGCCCUGGGCGAGGGGGAGGAGGCGGCGGCGGCGGACAGACCAAAGGUGGUCAUCAUCCACGAUGCCGUGCGGCCUUUCGUGGAGGAGGAUUUUCUGUACAAGAUAGCCAUGGCUGCCAAGGAACAAGGGGCAGCGGGAGCUAUCCGACCUCUUGUUUCCACGGUGAUAGCGACCACAACGGAGGGCUACCUGGAUCAUUCUCUGGAGCGAGCCAAGUACAGAGCCAGCGAGAUGCCUCAGGGAUUCACAUACGAUGUCAUCUAUCAAGCCUAUCAGAGGUGCAGCGAGUCAGACUUUGAGUUUGGCACCGAGUGUCUCCAUCUGGCUCUGCAGUACUGUGGCACCAAUGCCAAGCUCAUCCAGGGUCCGCCAACACUGUGGAAGGUGACCUACAAAAGGGAUUUGGCUGCUGCAGAGUCCAUUAUCAAAGAGACUCUGUCGCAGUCGGCCUGUGCUGUCACAGGUGGAUCCACACAAGCUGUGACGCUGGCUGAUGCCCUUCAGAAGGCUGUUGGAGCUCUUGAAAUGGAGCUGGAUGUCAUCCCAGAUCUGAUGGGAGAAAACGCCAGGUAUCUAUUAAAGGAGUGGAACUUCAUCCAGGUUUCUGUCAAUCGUUCCUGCCUGUCUGAAGUGGAGGCCUUGUUGACGGAUUUGGAGGCAGCAAAUCGGGCUCUUCUCCAUCCGCUGGUCGUCAUUUGGGUGCAUUUGAGCGCUUCAGAUGAGCUGUCCAUCAGUGGGAGAAUGGCAGAGCUAGCAACUAUAAUGGAUCUGGCCGCAGCAGCCAAGCUCCGUAAUAUUCUCCUCUACGGCAUCCAGCUUCAUCAAUCAAAGGACACCGAGCGUUGGGACAGGUCAGUCUUGAAGGUCGCUGAGAUCACAUCAGCUCUGAUCCGGGAGAGGAGCCCUGCCCUGGUGGGACAGCUUCUGCAGGCGUGAGGGGAAGCAGCACCAACAGGAAAUCCCGCUGCAUGGAUGAGGCGUCUUUUUUCUGUUCUAAAUCCAUCUCUUUAUCAGAUAUAACAAGGUUAAAGGGAUACUCCGACGUUUAAGUACUGCUUUUCCAUAAAGUUUGGGGGCUUUCUAGAGAUCAACUUGAAGGCAGAGAUAUCCUGAGUUUUAUUCCCAGGUGUGCUUCAGGCUCCAGAAUCCACUUUCUAUACAAUUCAUUAGCAUCAUUUUGGUAAACCGGACUGUAAUUCAGGUUUCUGCUAAAAAUGUGGCAGUGAAAGGUUCAGCUAGUCUUUACUAUAGUCAACCAACAUUUGACCGCAGUGGUUUAGUCUAAAAACAUGUUUGGUUGGUAAAAUGGCGGUUUUGUUUUGUUUUUUUGGAUGCACCAGUGGCAAAUGAAAGAGAAAGUUACGUCUCCUGUCCACAUUAGUCACAAAAACAACAACCAUAUUUGCAAUCAUGCCACUGAUGGGAAGUUAAAACUGACUGAUUUUAAAGCUGCUGUAUGUUUUUCUUGUUUUUUAGUCCCCAAUUUUGUCCUCAGAUCAUAAUUUUUGUGAAUGAUUGAGUGUGUUUAAGUAGCACCUAUGCGAACACUGUCACUGCUGUAAGUUAGAGAGGCUACCUGUCAUCCAGGCUUUGUAUAAAUAACACGUGUUUAUGAUAAUCAUUUGGCAACCAGGGUAGUCAUAUUCACUGCUUGAAUCGGACCUUAUUGUACCAGAGGCCUGAAAAGCCGCCUCUGUUUCAUCCUGUUCAUACCUGGUCGUCAUUAUUCUUUAAACGAGUGCUGAUUAAUUAUGCUCAUAAUCAGUUAUUUCUAUUUGUGGGCUUUGUGGACACCAGAAAACACAAAAUAUACACAUGAGAAGCAGUAAAGUGCAGAAUGACCUGCUGUCAGACUUUGAUUUCAUGGGUCCUGUUGAUGAUUGCAGGAUGACUGCCCCCGAAACUGUCAGUCCAGAUGACCUUAUGUUUGUAAAAGAUCUGUAUGAACAUGAACAACAGUAUAUACCCCCACCCCCCAAAAUGCUGUCAAAUGGUUUAUCAGUGAAGUGACAAGUGAUUGAGGAGCACUUUGGGUGAUAUUGAUAACAGCUCAACUACUGUACUGGAUAAAGUGACUGGAACACUAAUGUAAUAAGAGGGUGCUUAUAUUUUUGUACUCCAUUGAAACAAUAAAUAUGGUGUAAUAAAGAUGUUUUUUUUAUAUUA
This is a messenger RNA of Morone saxatilis (striped sea-bass), 2711 nucleotides long. It is a transcript of the gene crppa, whose product is annotated as CDP-L-ribitol pyrophosphorylase A. The coding region runs from base 147 to 1481 and encodes 444 amino acids. Gene Ontology annotation, cellular component: cytosol. Gene Ontology annotation, molecular function: D-ribitol-5-phosphate cytidylyltransferase activity. The transcript has 10 exons. NCBI's taxonomy places the organism in Eukaryota, Metazoa, Chordata, Actinopteri, Moronidae. The record is from RefSeq and is a predicted model, not a curated record. Gene Ontology annotation, biological process: isoprenoid biosynthetic process; protein O-linked glycosylation via mannose.